CUCGAUUAUGUUUGCCAUCACCAAUCCAUACCAAAGGCUUCAUCCCAUCUUCUACGGAGUAAUGUAUUGUGCCGUUCAUAUUCCCUUGGCCUCUAGGUUAGUCCGUGGCGUUGUAUCAAGGCCCCUGUCGCGCCCUUAGGUCCACGGGCACAUGCAUGUCGAAAUCCUAUUGAAAGCAACGCCGCCCACAGUAGCGCAGUAACACAGCCGGCACCGUUGCACAGAUAAUUUGUCCGAGCUAUAUAUAUCUAUAUAUAUUAUAUCGGCAUUAGGGAAGAAGACGAAACAGAUAGAAAAGACAAGACAAAAGAGAGAACCAUUCAGCAGCAAUGGCAGUCAUGGGCUCCUCCUCUACAGCCGCCUCCGGCGCAGGCAACUCCCGCCUCAUUAUCGAGUUCGCUCCCGCCUCAGCAGCCGAGAAUCUGUCAGAGAUUUCUGCCAUCACAAAGCUCGCCAACGACGUAUUCAUCGAGGCAGAGGUCGGCAUCUGGAACACUGGCUUUGUGCGUACUAAUGACGCCGAAGUUGCAGAGUUGAUUCGCAAAGGCGAACUAGCAGUUGCAUAUCUCGCUUCCCCAUCCGAUGGCCCAGAGGCGUUACAAAAGGGCCAGCUAGUAGGAUGCGCGUGUGUCAAGCAACUUUCAGAAUCUACAUGCACAUUGAGCAUGCUUACUCUGGAUACGAAGCACCAGGGCCUCGGGCUGGGUCGCGAGAUAUUCAAGUUUGUGGAGGAUCACUGCUUAUCGUUGGGAUGUACUACUCUCGCACUGGAUAUUCUGGUUCCGACGAGUUACGCCCAUCCACUGAAGACGAGAAUGCAGGCCUGGUACAUUCGGCUAGGAUUUCAGGAAGUGAGGCUGGCAGACUUUGCGAAGGAGCAUCCGUCUCUGGCGCCACUGUUAGCCGGACCUGUGGUGUACAGGGCAUUUGAGAAGAGGUUGCGGUAGAAUGGAAAUGGGUCUCAACCGGACAGCUGAACUAUCGCCGACAGUUUUGCAGUUCAGCUUUGGCAUGUGAUGCUGCCUACCUUGUUAGGUAAUGUCACUGGCUGGUUGAAAUGGAGGGACGGUGUGUUGAUAUCCAUUUAGACAGCAAGAUAACAUUAGAUUAUAUUAUUACGACUUACA
Molecule: messenger RNA, 1127 nt
Organism: Trichoderma asperellum CBS 433.97
Lineage: Eukaryota; Fungi; Ascomycota; Sordariomycetes; Hypocreales; Hypocreaceae
Molecular function (GO): acyltransferase activity, transferring groups other than amino-acyl groups
Source: RefSeq, a predicted model, not a curated record